This is a messenger RNA of Papaver somniferum (opium poppy), 2022 nucleotides long. RefSeq lists its product as uncharacterized. The transcript is spliced from 4 exons. The record is from RefSeq and is a predicted model, not a curated record. Lineage: Eukaryota; Viridiplantae; Streptophyta; Magnoliopsida; Ranunculales; Papaveraceae. Bases 1 to 2022 code for a protein of 673 amino acids.
AUGGGUAAUAACCCGAUCUUUCAAAGUGCUGGUAACGGAGCUGAAGAUUCGAUCGAUUAUGGUGAACUUCCCGCUGGAAACAGUAUGGAAUACCAACUCAACCCAAUGAAUGAUAAUCACUCAAUGGCAUUUGACAGCGCAGGAUCUGAACACACUGGGACAGCUGCACAGAAUCAAUAUGGAAAGGCUGCAUCUUUUACUCAGACCAAUGAAACUACAUUAAGCAAAAAUACUCCAUGGGCUAUCAUCGGUGAUCUUAACAUCACAAUGUAUAACCAUGAAACGUCCACAAUCACAAGUCCCACUACUACUGAAUUUCCAGAAAUCCAACAAAUAAUUGAUGUUUCUAAUCUCUCUGAUCUUGGUUUCGUAGGAUCUAAAUUUACAUGGUCUAAUAGACAGUCUGGUGAUGACUUAGUUAUGGCCGGACUUGAUAGAGCCUUAGUUAAUGGCUUAUGGUUACAAUUUUAUGCUAACUCUAAGCUUACUCACAUAAAUGUUGUUGGCUCAGACCAUACGUCUAUUAUCUUAUGCACUGAAUCUAAUAGUCAUCAAGGUAAAAGGCCGUAUCGGUAUUUCAAGUGUUGGUUCAAAGACCCCACUUGUCAUGAGGUCAUAAAACAAUCUUAUAGGACCAAUUUCAGAGGCUCGCAUGCUUAUUGUUUCACCAAUAGAUUAAGAAAUGUCAAGUAUGCUCUUAGCAAAUGGAAUUUAACCCAUUUUGGGAAUAUUGACCAAAAAGUUAAGGAUUUGAGAAAUCAACUUCAAGUAUUGAGUAGUCAAUCUACUACUUCUCAAAACAUUGAGUCUAUUAAAAAUGUUGAAAAAGAUCUUGAACAUUGGCAAAAGGUUCAAGAAGAUUUUUAUGCUCAAAAAAGUAGGGAAGAGUAUAUUAAGUGCUUUGAUAGAAACACCAGUUUUUAUCACACCUCGAUUAACAUGAGGAAGCACUAUAAUCAUUUCUCUGCCCUCAAACUUAAUAAUGGUCAAUGGACAGAAGAUAGAGCGCAACUUGAAGACUUGCUUGUGUCUCAUUUUAGUUCUAUCAGUUCCACCUCCAACCCUUUUCAAGAUAGUUCUUUCUUUAACUGUAUAGACUCUUGCAUUACUGGUGAGGACAACGACAAGCUUUUGAGUCCUGUGACCCUACAAGAAGUCAAAGAUACUAUAAAGCAAAUGAAUUCCUGGUCUGCCCCGGGUCCGGAUGGAUUUCCACCCGGCAAACUCAUAUCCCCUUACCAGGCUGCCUAUGUACCUGGUAGAAACAUUCAGGAUAAUGUAGUCAUUGCCCAUGAGCUGGUUCACUCCAUGAAGAAGAUGCCUAAAAAGAAAAAGUGUGACCAUUGGUGUGAACUGAUCUUACAAUGCAUUAGUACCACUUCUAUUUCUAUUUUGUUAAAUGGCUCUCCAUGCAAGACGUACAAACCAACAAGGAGUUUGAGACAAGGGGAUCCAUUAUCCCCUUACUUAUUCAUCAUUUGCAUGGAAGCGCUGUCUAGAUAUCUCAUCCAAGCUGAAAAUAAUCAGUUGAUCCAUGGCUUUAAGGUAACUAAGGAUGCCCCUUCAAUUUCGCAUCCCUUAUUUGUUGAUGACUGCCUUGUUUUCACCAAGGCUAGCCAUCAGGAGGCCGAUAAUAUGAUGUCUCUCAUCAAAGAUUUUGGUUACGUUUCAGGUCAAGUAAUCAAUUUUCAAAAAUCUGGUUGCUUUUUUAGUAAGAAUGUUCAUCCUGAUGUGUGUGUUUCUUUGAUUAGAUCUCUUAAUGUUAAAAAGAUAGGCCUAGAUGACAAGUACUUAGGCAUCCCUUUAUUGAUUGGUAGAUCUAAAAAUCAAGCCUUUUCCCAUCUUGUCAAUAACUUUGAUAGGAAAGUUCCCAACUGGAAGGGAAAGAACUUUACUCAGGCUGGUCGUUAUGUCAUGGUCCAAAAUGUUCUGAGAUCGUCUCCCAUUUAUCAUAUGAACACAUUCCUCUUACCGGAUAAUCUCAUUCACAAAAUGGAUCAAAAACAACGAGACUUUUGGUAG